GCCGUAGACUCUGGGAUUGGUUGAAACCGCUAGGUCAAGGGAGUCGAUCGGAGUCAACCGCGAACCUUCGCGUUUAUAACCCCCCUCCCCGUGUGGCUCCAUCCCAGACGCAAAUCCGUUUUCGUCUCUGCAUGUUCGUGUCCGUCGGCUGGUUAUCCCAUGGCGGAUUCCGCGCGAACCAUAAUGCACGGGACUUGGUUCACCACCGGGCAAAAGGACAGCGCGUCUGCGGGGAUGACAGUGGAGAAGCCGAAAAAGAAAGCGUUUUACCUGGUCCGGAUGAAAUCUCUCAGCAACAAGAAGGAGACCGCAAACAAUAACAACAUGCCCUUCAUGAUCCAUUGCCACAUAGGCAAAGAGAUCAAGCAUAUAUGCAGCAACUGCAGCCGCGGGAAUGAGGCGCGGGACGCAGAGGAAGCUGAGAGGCUGGCAGCGAUGCGCUCGGAGUCCCUCGUACCCGGGACCCACACUCCACCCAUCCGGAGGCGGAGCAAGUUUGCCACCCUCGGACGCCUCUUCAAGCCCUGGAAGUGGAGGAAGAAGAAGAGCGAGAAGUUCAAGCAAACCUCUGCAGCUCUGGAGCGGAAGAUAUCCAUGAGGCAGAGCAGAGAGGAGCUGAUCAAGAGGGGCGUGCUGAAGGAGAUCUUUGAAAAAGACGGGACGAUACCCGUAACUAAAGAAGAAGGGAAGAUGGAGAAUGGGCAGACACCGGCACCCCUUUCCGGCGCGCUGGAGUGCGAUACCUCGGACCACGCCUUCCGAGUGCUCCCCAACUCUGACCUCAUGGACGGGACCGCCACCAUGGAUUACCGGCCGUCCAUGGAGGGGGGCAUCUGUCCUCAGGACCCCCCUAUGAAGCCCGCCUUGGUUCUGCCUCCCAAGAAGUCUGUGGCCUUCCUCAGCGACAGCCAGGACAUCCCCGCGAAGCCACCCCUGUUCCAUAAGCAGCCCCCUGCACUCCCCCCGAAACCCUUCUCCAGAGUCCCCAACCACAUCCCUGACUCGGCACAGCCCAUCAAGCUGCCCUACAUGCCAGGGAAGAUGUCCCCUCCUCUACCUCCCAAGAAGGUGAUGAUCUGCGUGCCUACGGGGGGCCUGGAGGCCUCCCUGUCCGCCUUCGUGCAGAAGUGCUCGGCGCAGCCGCUGGGCCUGCACCACGGCGGACUGCCGCCCCACCCGCCCCUCCCGCCCCAGCUGCAGUACGGCACGCUGCCCAUCUCCGUGCACCCGCCCAGCCGCAUCAUCGAGGAGCUCAACAAGACGCUGGCGCUCACCAUGCAGCGGCUGGAGAGCUCGGCCCUGCACACGGGCCAGUGCGGUUUCCUGGACAGCAGGCAGGUGCCCACCGUGGUCAUCGACUGCGAGGACGACAAGGAGAACAUGCCCAACGAGUCGGACUACGAGGACCUGCCCAGCAUGUACAAGGACGAGGAGGACGAGGGCGACGAGGAAGAGGAGGACGAUGACGACGACUCGCUGUUUACGAGCACCCUGGCACUGAAGGUCCUGAGGAAGGACUCGCUGGCCAUUAAGCUGAGCAACAGGCCGACGCAGCGCGAGCUGGAGGAGAAGAACAUCAUCCCCAUGCAGACGGACCAGGAGCGGCUGGAGUCCCGGCAGCAGAUCGGAACCAAGCUGACGCGGAGGCUGAGCCAGAGGCCCACGGCCGAGGAGCUGGAGCAACGCAACAUCCUGAAACCACGCAACGAACAGGAGGAGCUGGAGCAGAAGAGAGAGAUCAAAAGGAGGCUGACGCGGAAGUUGAGCCAGAGGCCCACGGUGGAGGAGCUGCGGCAGGCCAAGAUCCUCAUCCGCUUCAGCGACUACGUGGAGGUGGCCGACGCCCAAGACUACGACCGGCGGGCGGACAAGCCCUGGACACGCCUCACGGCUGCCGACAAGGCCGCCAUACGGAAGGAGCUCAAUGAAUUCAAAAGCACUGAGAUGGAGGUGCACGAGUCUAGUCGCCAUCUAACUCGGUUCCACAGACCAUAAAACAGCACUGUAAGAACAAUGCUACAUGGGUUAUUUCUUUCUUUGGUUUGUUUUUUGAAGAACCUUAAGUGCUGUAUCGUUUAAAAAGGUGCCCAUGUCUAUAAAAAGGCCACACGUCUUCUGAAAUGCCUUUCGAAAACCCUGCAAGAGAGCCGAUAGAACCUGUACUGACCUGGAAGCGGGUCACUGUCACGGUGACUCCGCCCCUGCAGCUCCCUGGCUGGAGCUCAGGGCGGGGACGGGUGACCCUCUGUGUUUUCAAAGCGUCCUCUGUUGUCACUGGGGACCCGUUACCCGCCUCUACGGGAAAUACAGCACUCUUCCUUCUCAUCCUCAUCCUCCAUCUCACUGAACUCUGGGGGCGGUGUUGGGUUUGGGGAGUGGGUGUUUGGCGCUCUGAACCUGUCUGGACCGGUACAGGUUGGGAUGGCGUUUGGAUGCCUUUUGGAGCAGCGGGGUCCCUGACUCCAGGAGCCGGGCUGCUGGUGAGCAAGAUCCCUAUGCAGUGCCCCCC
Molecule: messenger RNA, 2509 nt
Organism: Megalops cyprinoides (Indo-Pacific tarpon)
Lineage: Eukaryota; Metazoa; Chordata; Actinopteri; Elopiformes; Megalopidae
Product: phosphatase and actin regulator 1-like
Exons: 13
Coding region: 160-1995 (611 amino acids)
Biological process (GO): cell motility; stress fiber assembly
Molecular function (GO): actin binding
Source: RefSeq, a predicted model, not a curated record